Molecule: messenger RNA, 498 nt
Organism: Besnoitia besnoiti
Lineage: Eukaryota; Apicomplexa; Conoidasida; Eucoccidiorida; Sarcocystidae
Exons: 2
Coding region: 1-498 (165 amino acids)
Source: RefSeq, a predicted model, not a curated record
AUGGAAGAUGAGAAGCGCGAAGUAGAGGAAAAAGAGAAGAAGAAGCUCGAGAACGCGAUGAAGCCUUGGUUCAAUAACCGCGACGCGCUCGACGGGACUGUGUCGCACCCCGAACGUCACUCCAGCGCCGUGGGUAAGUACCUGCCCGCAACCCUUUUGGCGCAGAACAAGAAACUCGACAAGCCCGCGGCGAGUGCCGCUGGCAGCGCAUGUCCGUCGCCGCCUGCGCGCACGAAUCCACUGGCAAAGAGCGAGUCGGCGACUGAGGCUGACGGUGGGGCGAGUGACGUUUCGGGCGCGAAAGGCGAGAAGAAACGCACAGCGGAGGCCGCGGGCCUCGCGCCGGCGACCGCACUGACGACGGCUUUGAAAAUCGGCGAGGAGAGACAGGCCACUCACCAAAAACUGGAGGGCAAGGGCCGCAGCCUCCUCGAGUACGCAACUGUGCCGCAGAAGGUGAAAGUCUCCCGCAAGGCGUUCGAUUUUUCCAGCUGGUAA